AUGGUUCCAAGGGAUGAACCUGACCCGCCGCCCGCUGCGCUCAAGCAGCGCGACAAGCAUCCUGGCAACGGACCUGGUGCAGGGGGCAAAGGCACAACAGGCGCGGCGCCGGCUCCGAAGCCCAAGCCAGUCGAUCCUAGGGUGCUCCGAAAAAAGCUAAUCCAGGCAGACUUAGACCUUUUCGAGGACCUCACAACCGACGGUCCUGCACAGCUACCAAAGCCCAAACCCAAGCCCUCGGUUUCGGUCCCGAACAACGCGGCAGGCCCCGGGCCCAGCUCAGCACGUCUCAAUGGCGCCUCGAAGCUCGCAUCCUCAGCGGCAGCGGCAGCCGGCGGGAAAGCCGGCUGUCGUGGUUCCGGAGCCGGUCCAGCACGGGGCAAGGCGCCUGGCGGCAGCAACACCGCAGUUAACGGCUCCAAGCCAGGAGGGCAGCAACACCAGCAGCUUGGGCAGCCUCGUGGCAACGCCUCGCCAGCGGGUACGGCUGCGGGGCAGAAAGCCCCCCGUCCCGGCGCACCUGGACCCGCUACAAACGGCACCGGCAGCCGUACGGCACCGACAAAUCACCAACGACAAGUUGUAGCUACGCCGUCGGGUCGGCCGCCACAGCCCCAGGGCCUGACGGGGUCUCGCCCGCCGGGUCAUACGGCAGUCGCAGCCGUCGGCAAGGGCGCCGCGGCCGCUCGCUGCUUUGUUUGUGUUUUUCACUUGCAUGGCGUACAACGAGCUAACGAAAAUGUACGGAAUUGUGAAUGUACGGCGACGCGCAGGUACGAUCCGAGUCGCUACCGUGACGAUCCGUUUGACGACAGGAUGAUGGAGGCCUCUUGGCGUCAAGUGGUGGCGGAGGAGAAGCGGAGCGAGCGAAUGGGUGAGUGCCCCUGCCGGGUAGAUGGAUACGCGGAAGCUUCCUUAGCGGAGGAGGAGACGGGGGGUGGGCGGCGCGAGCGGGUCGGCAGGUCGGCGGGCCGAAUGGAGGACGAGAUGGCGGAGGAGGAGGAGGAGCGACACCGGAAGGAAAAGCUCAAACGUCUCAAGGCGGUCGCCAAGAAGCAGCGAACUGGCUGA
Messenger RNA from Volvox carteri f. nagariensis, 1071 nucleotides. RefSeq lists its product as uncharacterized. The transcript is spliced from 4 exons. The coding region runs from base 1 to 1071 and encodes 356 amino acids. NCBI's taxonomy places the organism in Eukaryota, Viridiplantae, Chlorophyta, Chlorophyceae, Chlamydomonadales, Volvocaceae. The record is from RefSeq and is a predicted model, not a curated record.